Molecule: messenger RNA, 1464 nt
Organism: Oldenlandia corymbosa var. corymbosa
Lineage: Eukaryota; Viridiplantae; Streptophyta; Magnoliopsida; Gentianales; Rubiaceae
Source: the annotation of a GenBank genome assembly
AUGGAAACAGAGAUGGUGGAGAACAGAAAUGAUAAGCAUUUGAUAUAUACUUCCAUCCUUAACGAGCUUAAAGCACAACGUCUGAUAACUUUCCCGUUGUUGGUAACCAAUUUUACAUGGUUUGCCAGGAUUGCCAUCACAACUGCAUUUCUCGGGCGUCUAGGGGAGCUUUCCUUGGCCGGAGGCACGCUGGGCGGCACCUUUGCGAACGUGACAGGUUUCGCGGUGUUGAGUGGCCUCUCUGUUGCUAUGGAGCCCAUAUGCGGCCAGGCCUAUGGAGCUAAGAACUUCAAGCUUCUUCACAAGACCCUUGUCAUGUCGAUCUUCCUGUUAUUAUUAGCAAGCAUACCUAUUUCGUUCUUGUGGCUUAAUGUGGACAAGAUCCUCAUUCAGUUAGGCCAGCAAAAAGAUCUUGUCAUCGUGGUGAAGCGGUACCUGUUGUUUCUCCUCCCUGACUUGGUAAUACAGUCAAUCUUGUACCCUCUGAAAGCCUACUUAAGCACUCAGAACCAAGUGGUUCCAAUUAUGUUGAGCUCAGUUCUUGGAUUAGCGUUUCAUAUCCCUGUAAAUGUAGUACUGUCAAAAGCAAAGGGGCUUGAAGGAGUUUCAAUGGGGGUUUGGUUGAGCGAUCUUUUAGUCACUCUUCUCCUUGCUUUCUAUGCAGUAGUUGCAGAACAUGGAAAGGUAGAAAAGUGGAAAGAAGGAGGUUGGUGGGAGCAAGGAGUUCAGGACUGGAAAAGACUGCUUAAACUUUGUGGUCCUUGUUGCCUCACAACUUGUCUCGAAUGGUGGUGUUAUGAGAUCUUAAUGCUACUAGCAGCAAGGCUACCAAAUGCUAAACAAUCUAUAGGAGUUUUAGCAAUUGUUGUAAACUUUGAUUACUUACUUUACUCGGUCAUGAUCUCGCUGGCGACAUCUGCUUCCAUCCGUGUCUCCAAUGAGCUCGGAGCAAAUCAGGCUCGCACAGCACAUCGAUCAGCAUACAUAUCUCUGGGCGCCAGCGUACUUUUAGGCUUCAUUGGCGGGUCAAUAAUGAUAGCCGCCCGAAACAGCUGGGGCAGUUUGUUUAGCCAACAAAAGGAAAUCACAAGGAAUGUGAAAAAGAUGCUACUGAUAAUGGCUACAAUGGAAGUGUUCAACUUUCCCUUGGUAGUGUGUGGAGGAAUAGUGAGAGGAACAGCCAGACCAAACUUGGCAAUGUAUGCAAAUUUAACAGGUUUCUACUUAUUUGCUUUACCUGUAGCCGCAAUUCUAGCUUUCAAAUUCCAUCUUGGAGUUGCUGGAAUAUUGAUUGGCUUCGUGGUUGGAUGCAUCAUUUGCUUGUUUUUGUUGCUGAUAUUUAUAUGGCGUAUUGACUGGGAUGAAGAAGCCAGUAAGGCAAGGAUGCUGACCUCAACUGAGGAUAUCAACAACCAAGAAGAUGAGAAAUCAAGGAACAACAAUGCAGUAGGACAAGCACAAUGA